Aethalodelphis obliquidens (Pacific white-sided dolphin) is the source of this 3135-nucleotide messenger RNA. RefSeq names its product solute carrier family 52 member 3 (gene SLC52A3). Gene Ontology annotation, cellular component: plasma membrane. Gene Ontology annotation, molecular function: riboflavin transmembrane transporter activity. The record is from RefSeq and is a predicted model, not a curated record. The transcript has 5 exons. Gene Ontology annotation, biological process: riboflavin transport. Bases 698 to 2170 code for a protein of 490 amino acids. NCBI's taxonomy places the organism in Eukaryota, Metazoa, Chordata, Mammalia, Artiodactyla, Delphinidae.
CGACUCAGGCCUGUAAGUGCACAGCUGCAGGUACCAGGGGCCAGUUUAGUCCGGGGACAGCAGGUGGCCCAUGGCCUUUCCCUUGGCCGUGGAGAAAGGAAAUUUCAGCUGCUGGGUUGGAGACCGAGGGAUAGCGGGGAAGAAGGGUCUCCUCCUCCGCUGGCCCACAGGUCCGGCUGGAGUUGGGACACCCUGAGCCGGCUGGGUGUACUCCAGACCCCUCCUCCCCAGGCCAAAAGACUGCGCCCCCCCCGACCUCUACCCGGCUGCAUCUCCACACCAUUGGGACAGCUGUUCCUACCAGGUGGGGGCCGGAAUCUCACCAGCCUGGCACGGAGACCGAGGGUUGGGAUGGGCACUGAGGGGAGAGGAACCCAGCCAAGGUCAGCCCCUUGGGAGGCCUGAAGCCCUUCCAGGCCCUGGGAGAGGCGAGAGGGAGAAAGGGAACUGACAGUCCCCACUGGCUGGCUGGGGUCCUGUUAUCUCCUUGCUUCCUCCCCGGCAGCCGAGCGCUAAAAGCCUGGGCAUCCUCAGACCCUUUGGAGACACAGAGACCCAGAGAAGGUGAGCAGCUGGCUGGAGGGUGCACAGCCAAGUGAGCACAGGCCUGGUUGACCAGAGGUUGGAUAAGGUGUGGGCAAGCACUGCUUCCUCUCUGGGCCUGGAUUCCCCACGUCUGUGAGAUGGGAACAUUGAGAUGGGAUGCGGCCCAAGGCUGAUCUGUGGAGGCAGCAGCCUCCGGCCCAGGGCAGACGUCACCAUGGCCUUCCUGAUACACCUGCUGGUCUGUACCUUCGGGAUGGGCUCCUGGGUGGCCAUCAACGGGCUCUGGGUAGAGCUGCCCCUGCUGGUAACGGAGCUGCCCGAGGGCUGGUACCUGCCCUCCUACCUCACAGUUAUCAUCCAGCUGGCCAACGUCGGCCCCCUGCUGGUCACCCUACUCCAUCACUUCCAACCCGGCUGCCUUUCCGAGGUGCCUAUCGUCUUCACUGUGCUGGGGGUGGGCACCAUCGCCUGCACCCUCUUCGCCUUCCUCUGGAAUGUCACCUCCUGGGUGCUGGGCAGCCACCACAGCAUCGCCUUUCUGGUCCUCACCUUCUUCCUGGCCCUGGUGGACUGCACCUCCUCCGUCACCUUCCUGCCCUUCAUGAGCAGGCUGCCCACCCACUACCUCACCACCUUCUUUGUGGGUGAAGGACUCAGCGGCCUCCUGCCUGCCCUGGUGGCUCUCGCCCAGGGCUCGGGUCUCACCACCUGUGUCAACAUCACUGAGACAUCAGACACCACCCCGAUCCCCGAGACCACCAGGAGCAUGGACAGCCCACAGGGAGCUAGCAGCACUUUGGUGUCUGAGCUCGCUAGGACAGCACCCUCCGUGGUCCACCUGGAAAGCCACUACCUCCCCGCCACCUUCUCGCCCUUCGUCUUCUUCCUCCUGCUCUCCUUCAUGAUGGCCUGCUGCCUCAUUGCUUUCUUUUUCCUCCAGCGUCUACCCAGGCGCUGGGAAGCUUCCAUAGAAGACCUCCUCACCUCUCAGGUCACCCUCCACUCCAUCCGGCCGCAGGAAGGGAAGGACCUGGGCCCCCCAGGCCCAGAGGACAGCGGCAAGGGCCAGGAGCCUCUGGAGGAGAAGACAGCCCCCCGGCACCUGGCCCACCUGACCUUCAUCUACAUCCUGGUGGCCUUUGUGAACGCGCUCACCAACGGCGUGCUACCCUCCGUGCAGACCUACUCCUGCCUGUCCUAUGGGCCUGUGGCCUACCACCUGUCCGCCACCCUCAGCUCCAUGGCCAACCCUCUCGCCUGCUUCCUCUCCAUGUUUCUGCCUAACAGGUCUCUGCCAUUCCUGGGGGUCCUUACAGUGCUCGGGACCGGCUUUGGGGCCUACAACAUGGCCAUGGCCGUGAUGAGCCCCUGCCCCCUCAUGCAGGGCCACUGGGGUGGAGAAGUCCUCAUCGUGGCUUCGUGGGUGCUGUUCAUUGGCUGUCUGAGCUAUGUCAAGGUGAUGCUGGGCGUGAUCCUGCGUGACCGUAGCCGCAGCGCCCUCUUGUGGUGCGGGGCGGCGGUGCAGCUGGGCUCGCUCCUCGGAGCGCUUAUCAUGUUCCCACUGGUCAACGUGUUGAGGCUCUUCUCAUCCGCUGACUUCUGCAGCCUGCAGUGCUCCACCUAGGCCAACUGAAGUGGCGUGGUCCAUCACAAGGCCCCGCCCCCAUGACUAACACCCGGAAACUGGGACCCCUCGAGGCAAGGCGUGUGCCCAAGGUCGCAGAGCCAGUGGUAGGGAGCUAGGAGGCAGAGCUCUUUAACUGAUUUGCAGCACCCUGCUGGAGGAUGUUAGAAGCGGAACAGCUGGGAGGUUGAGCUGCCCAUUAUAAGCUAUGUGACCUUGGGGAAGUCACUUGAUUGCUCUAUCCCUCUGUUUCUUCAUCCAUAAAAUGGGGAUUAUAAGAAAUAACACCUACUUCAUAGGUUUGGCACAGGGAUAAAAUGCAGAAGCACCCAGCACAUCCUGAUCUGACGCCCAACAGUACUAACAGGAGUGACAAUCUACAAAGCCUAGAAGUGGCCAGAGGCGUUGAGAGAUGACCCCUUCCCCAUAUCCUUUUUCCCCCAUUGUCUCAGAGAAGCUUCUAGAAGACAGAUGGCUAACGGUGGAAUCUCAGGCACCUUGGCUUCCCAAUUCCCACUAUGGAGGAACAUUGCACCCCUUCCUGUCACCCCUGCUGACCCAGGAAGGCCCACUCCUUGGAGAUUAAGUGACCUCCUAAGAGGCAGAGAGAGGAUUGGGGCGGAGGGGCCACAGCAAGGCUCUGAACGUGAGUCCCCCCCACCCCAUUCACCGGCCGACACUGAACUGGGAGGCAGUCCUCUGAACUGGGGGGAGGAGGAGAGUGGGGAAGAGUAUGUUAGCUACCUGAUAGUUUUUUGGUUUUACUUUUUGUUUUUCUUUUUUUAAAUAAAGACAUUCCCUGCUUUUACACUAAGGUCAGCCUUCCAAGAAAAAGUCCAGCAUGAACACCAAAAAAAAAGUUUCAAUAUAAUCAGCUUUCAGUUGGUUCUAAGGUCAAGGCUGAGCUCAGAAAUAAACAGAAUCAAGGGCUUAGAGAAUGUCUGGUCCUGGGACUUCUUUGCUUU